This is a messenger RNA of Acipenser ruthenus (sterlet), 3178 nucleotides long. RefSeq names its product gelsolin-like. NCBI's taxonomy places the organism in Eukaryota, Metazoa, Chordata, Actinopteri, Acipenseriformes, Acipenseridae. Gene Ontology annotation, cellular component: actin cytoskeleton; cytoplasm. Bases 182 to 2371 code for a protein of 729 amino acids. The record is from RefSeq and is a predicted model, not a curated record. Gene Ontology annotation, biological process: barbed-end actin filament capping; actin filament severing; actin polymerization or depolymerization. The transcript is spliced from 17 exons. Gene Ontology annotation, molecular function: actin filament binding; phosphatidylinositol-4,5-bisphosphate binding.
GGUUAAAGCGCCCGCUUUGUGUGUUUGUUAAGAUGUCUUUCUCAGGCUCUUCGUGUCAGUAGUGUCGUGCACUCGUUCGCAGUCGCUGUUUGCUAGGUGUGGGGACUGGGUGUGACCGUCACACUGGAACUGCGGUGUUAAACUUUGCUUCGUUAAAGAGUUGCACUUUUUUUAAGUCAGGAUGGUGUACCACCCCGAGUUCGAGAAGGCGGGGCAGCAGGCGGGGCUCCAGGUGUGGAGGAUCGAGAAGAUGGACCUGGUCCCGGUGCCGCAGAAGCUCUACGGGGAUUUCUUCACCGGAGAUGCCUACGUGAUCAUGAACACCGUCAAGCAGAGAUCCGGACAGCUGCAGUACGACCUGCACUUCUGGCUCGGUGAUUUCUGCUCCCAGGACGAGAGUGGGGCGGCUGCCAUUUUCACAGUCCAGCUGGAUGAUUACCUCCAGGGCAAACCCAUCCAGUACAGGGAGGUGCAAGGGCAUGAGUCCCACACCUUCCUAGGGUACUUCAAAGCGGGCCUCAAGUACAAGGAAGGGGGCGUGGCUUCCGGUUUCAGGCACGUGGUAACCAACGAGGUCAUCGUCCAGCGCGUGCUCCAGGUCAAGGGCCGGCGUGUCGUCAGGGCAACGGAGGUUCCGGUCAGCUGGGACAGCUUCAACCAAGGAGACUGCUUCAUUCUGGACCUGGGAGAUGAGAUCUUCCAGUGGUGUGGCUCCCAGGCCAACCGCUUCGAGAAGCUAAAGGCCACCCAGGUCGCCAAGGACAUCCGCGACAAUGAACGCAGCGGCCGGGCCAAGGUCUACGUGUGCGACGAGGGCAGGGAGCGGGAGAAGAUGCUGGAGGUUCUGGGAGCAAAGCCUGAUCUGCCUGAAGGAAGCUCUGAUGAUGUCAAGGCUGAUGCAUCCAACAGGAAGCUGGCCAAGCUGUACAAGGUGUCGGACGCAAGUGGGGACAUGGCCAUCGCUCUGGUGGCUGCAGAGAACCCCUUCUCUCAGAGCUCCCUGGAGUCGGGAGACUGCUUCAUCCUGGACCACGGCUCUGACCACAAGAUCUUCGUCUGGAAAGGCAAGGACGCCAACACCGAGGAGAGAAAGGCAGCCAUGAAAGCAGCAGAGGAGUUUAUUAAGAAGAUGGGAUACCCCAAACACACCCAGAUCCAGAUCCUGCCGGAGAUGGGCGAGACUCCGCUCUUCAAGCAGUUCUUCAAGAACUGGCGCGACCGGGACCAGACGGAGGGCAUGGGCGUGGCUUACGUGUCCAACCACAUCGCCAAGAUCGAGAAGGUGCCCUUCGACGCCUCCUCGCUGCAUGACUCUCCUGCCAUGGCAGCGCAGCACGGGAUGGUGGACGGCGGGCAGGGGGAGAAACAGAUCUGGAGGAUUGAGAACUCGGAUAAGGUGCCUGUGGACCCCUCCACAUACGGGCAGUUCUACGGAGGAGACAGCUACAUCACCCAGUACAGCUACAGUCACGCAGGCAGACAGGGGCACCUCAUCUACACAUGGCAAGGAUCAGACUCCUCCCAGGAUGAGAUUGGAGCUUCAGCCAUCCUCAGCGCCCAGCUGGACGAGGAGCUGGGAGGGGGUCCGGUGCAGGUGCGGGUAAUCCAGGGCAAGGAGCCAGCCCACCUGAUGAGCAUCUUCGGAGGGCAGCCCAUGGUGGUGUACAAGGGGGGCACCUCCCGCGACGGGGGGCAGUCCACCCCCGCAGAGACCCGCCUCUUCCAGGUCAGGGCCAACUCUGCAGGGUUCACCCGCGCCGUGGAGGUUGAUGCCUGUGCCUCCAGCCUGAACUCCAACGAUGCCUUCGUGCUGGUCACCCCCAGCGCCUCCUUCAUCUGGGUGGGACAGGGCGCCUGUGACACGGAGAAGAGCGGGGCCAAGAAGCUGCUCCAGAUCCUGGGGGCGUCUGCCUCCGAGCUGCAGGAGGGGGGAGAGACAGAUGAUUUCUGGUCCGCUCUGGGAGGGAAGCAACUGUACCGCACCUCCACCAGGCUGAAGGACAAGAUGGACUCGCACCCACCCAGACUGUUCGCCUGCUCCAACAAGACCGGCCGCUUCAUUAUUGAGGAGGUGCCUGGGGAGAUGAUCCAGGAGGAUCUCGCACAGGAUGAUGUCAUGAUUCUCGACACCUGGGAGCAGGUGUUUGUUUGGAUUGGAAACGAAGCCCAGGAGGAGGAGAAGACCGAGGCCAUGGCUUCAGCUGCACAAUACAUCAAGAGUGACCCUGCGAACCGAGACCCGCGCACGUCCAUCGUCCUGAUCAAGCAGGGCUUCGAGCCGCCUACCUUCACUGGCUGGUUCUUGGGCUGGGACUACGAUUACUGGACGGUCGACCCCCUGGAGAGGGCCAUGGCGAGCCUGGAGGUCUGAGCCGGGACACGCUAGGACCUGCCGCCCCCCAACCCCCACCUCCCACCUCCCACUGCCUUACCAACAAGCUUCUGUCUGCAGCCCCCCCCCCCAUUACCAGGGAGUCCCAGACCUGUCAAGACACACACACACUGCCAUCCCACCCACCUCCUGUUCUGCUCCGGUUCACUGACUCUAGUUCACGGUUUCUCCACCGUUUUUUUUUUUUUUGACUGUUGGUUACUGAAAAGUUAAGCACAGUCAGUAGUAGUCAAGUUACCAGUGCUAUUGCAAGCUUUGUACCAUUCUAGUAAGUACGGCUUUUUUUUUUCCAUUUAAAAUUGCACGAAUCUGCACUGCGUUAGAACAUCAUUAUUACAAAGCCUGAUCUUGCAAAUAGGUGGGGGGUGGGUCAUUAAUUCUAAACCUAUAAACCAAGAGGUGGAUUCAGUUCAGAGGAUGUGUGGUGUUAACACUGCCACGUAGAGUCACAGGAGUCCUAGGGUAGGUGUUUUGUUCUAGAUCCUUUCAAUUAAGAAUGUAGACUGCAGUACUUUUCCCUAGCCCACUAGAUGGCAGUCCAUAUAGUUCCGGAGGUCACCUUAGUUGGAAAAUUAGUUCUUGGGAGGGACUGAGAAAACAGCUGGAUGUUGCCCCUCCCCUUUUUACUUCAGUGUCUAACAGGUCAGGGUGGCUGGUUUUUUUUUCUAUUACAAAUACCCAUGCAGUCGUGCAAUAUUUUUUGUUUUUGUUUAUCGGCAAGCUAUUUGCACCGGCACUUCAAUGAGCUUUAUAAACCAAUAAUAAAUAAACUUUGUAAAGCUGGAA